This is a messenger RNA of Mesorhabditis belari, 1500 nucleotides long. NCBI's taxonomy places the organism in Eukaryota, Metazoa, Nematoda, Chromadorea, Rhabditida, Rhabditidae. The record is from the annotation of a GenBank genome assembly.
AUGCCUUUCUGGAAAUCUUCAAAAGAAAAAGAUGAUGUGGCGCACGCGAACGAAAUUCUGUCAGAAGCUUUCGCUUGUAUCGAUCAAGGAUUGUGCUAUGACGAGAUCGGAGAUUAUGACAACACGAUUUCGAUGUAUGAACGCGGAUUGAAUCUCAUUGCCGAAGCGGAGAAAGAUAAGAAUGCGAAGAAAGCGGAGCUCUGGUCAACGAUGCAAGAAGCGAAAAAGAGUGUGGAGAAUCGAAUAACCGCUCUCCAAAAGAUGGGCCCUAAGAACCUCGCCAAAGACGGUCUCUCACCAAUGGAAAGUGGUAUCCCAGCAGAAGUGGAGAUGAAAAGAAGCAAAGAAAUGACCGAACAGGAUAAAAAUAAAGAUCAAAUUCGUCAAAACUUGGACUCGGCAGGCGACCAAGAAGCCGAACUUGUCUACUUUUUACCGAGCGGCGUUCAACUUUUCACAAUCGAGGGUGAAGAAACGGCUGCACCAACUUAUCCUACGUCUCUCGAAAUUCUUCGUUUUAAAGAGGAUUUUUCGAUAACAAACAAAGAAGUGAAGGAACGAGCCGAAGCUUUUAUUCAAGUUGGUCCAUGGGUAUACCCGUUGAUGAAAGAGAAGACGCCGAUACUGAAAAACGAAUUUGGCGCGUAUGUUUUAGCCAAUCCAACACCGGAACAUCCAAACAUGAUGGUGGCGAUAAUGCUUCCUUUCGACCUCGAGCCCAAACUCGUCGACGAGUUCGAAUAUGUUUUGAGGGAAUACGCCGAUCUACGAAGCGAAGAAAUUAAAGAUCUAUUAACAGCGGAUGAAAGGAGUCGUUUAAGCGAAAGAAUUGCUCGGCUUUUGGUUACAACUGGUGAGAAAAUCGCCUGGGGAGUGCACUCAACAACAGCGAAAGUCACGAGCAAAGUUGAAGAGAAAAAUGUUCAAUAUCGAUCGACGAGAAUGCCCACCGAUCAGCCAGUAAAUAUCUCUCCAGCUAUCAAGACGGGCGUUGUUUACAUGCACAAGGGAGGCAAAGUCGUCGCAAAGUGCACUCGCUUUUUACUGGACAAAAUUGGCGACAUGGGCGUGGCAGUGGGUAAAACGAUCGCCUCUGGAGCAAAAGACACAUUUGGAGAGGGAAAGACUGGUGGCAUGGUGACUGGAACGAUCACGGUUAUCGGCGGAGGAAUCGCAGGAGUGUCGACAGUUUGGAUUGCUUUGGAAGAUGCGAGCAAGAAUCUCUGCAAGUCGAUCGCCAACGAAACCGUCGAGAAUGUACGCCUGAAGUACGGAGACGAGGCAGCUCAAACAACUCAUCACGCCUUGCACGCGACUGGGCACACCAGCUUGGCGGCCGUGCAAUUGUGGGAUCUUGGACCGAGAUCGGUCGCCGGUCGAAUGGCUCGAAAAGCAGGUCUCCAAGUGCUUAGCGAUCUUCAUCGGAAACGAACGGGUCAAGAUGUGCUCACCGGUGACGCUCUACGCAACUCACAACGACGAGAAAAGCAGUACAUUGCC